AUGGCUAUGCGAUCCGCUCAAGAAGGUCCGGAGCACCCACAUGGAAACGAACACAUGAACGGGUAUGAUAGUGGCCAUUAUGGCCGAGACAAUGGUCCACCUCAGUAUGGCCGAAAUAACUCCUAUGACGGUUAUGGAAGAGGAAUGCCACCCCCUAUGCAUCAUCCUGGGCCUCCUGAUCACGGCUUCGGUAGAGGUCCUCCUGAAAGAAAUCAUCAUGAUUAUGGAGAUAGAGGACCGCAUGACUAUGGAAGAAAUGAACCUCAUCCACAAGGUUGGUGA
Molecule: messenger RNA, 282 nt
Organism: Cylicostephanus goldi
Lineage: Eukaryota; Metazoa; Nematoda; Chromadorea; Rhabditida; Strongylidae
Source: the annotation of a GenBank genome assembly